Trematosphaeria pertusa is the source of this 915-nucleotide messenger RNA. RefSeq lists its product as uncharacterized. Lineage: Eukaryota; Fungi; Ascomycota; Dothideomycetes; Pleosporales; Trematosphaeriaceae. The transcript has 2 exons. The record is from RefSeq and is a predicted model, not a curated record. The coding region runs from base 1 to 915 and encodes 304 amino acids.
AUGCGGCCCCAUGCUCCCCCGCCAGACCUUGAGAAUCAGCGCGCACCCCUUAAGCGUUCGUUCACGUGGCCAAAGCUGAUGAAGCGCGGCAGUGAUCUUGCGGGAGGAUUCCUGGGCGCAGCGCUCACGCCUCCUUGCUUUACGGGCUCGCCUGACGAACUUGAUUUCACCUCGGACGUAGAGGCGCAACCGCAGAUUGUAGUGUUGCCUCAUGACUUAGAAAUGCGACCGAAGCGAGGUUCCGCAGCGAUGUCGUUGCAUGACGUUGAAGCACAGGGGCGCCCGAAGAAGGUGAGCCCGUUCCAGAAGGUCAGGACGCUUCUCCGCUUCACUAGAGCUCAAGAAACAACAGAAAAGCGUUCGCGAAAUCGUCCGAGGUCGUUGGAUGUGAAUAAAGCGAACGCCUUUGUCGAAGUGGAGGCUACUGAGUCAAGUGUGCGUCCGCCACAUACGGGCUUUCGGCGCAGCCGGCCACAACCCCGUCCCCUUGACGAAGACCACACUUCUUCUCUGUAUCCAGCUAUUCCUACGUCGCCUCCUCGUUCACCGACUGUAUCGCGCGUUCCAAACGCGCAAUGGAACCGCUCGCCCGCGUCUGCGCAGUCCCUUCCAGUUCUCCGCCCGCGCCCGCUGUCCGAUGGGCCCAUGGGGCACAGCUAUUCUCCAGUUUCCGCUCGUCCCACUGGAUUUGAGUACUUCCUCCCGUACGAGGACUAUCCGCGAAAUCGUAGGUCCAUGUUAUCCCUCGCUUCAACGCUCUGCGAGGCGGACGAAGCGGCAAACACGAGAAUUACGGAGCGUGUGUUUACAUAUACGCCUAAUGAGACGUAUGUGAUUAAUGUUGAGAAAAAGGCCAAGGUCAAGUGGUACAAAAAAGGUGCGAAGCACGUGAAGCGGUUCUUCAAGGAUGCAUAA